AUGAGGCUAAGCGGCCACUUCUGGUUUUUUCCGUGGCCUCCUCCACUUCGCAGAGCACCAGCGCCCUGCUUGAGCAAAGGCCGAUAUUGGGGCCCGACGAGCGAGAUCGAUAACGCAGCUUUAAUGAAGCUUGCUCUCAAGAUCAUUGAUCCUGAAGGGGAAUUAGGAGGAGUAGGGAUUUGGGUAGGAGACAAGAAGCAGGGAUCCUACAGCACUGUCUAUUUCCUACAGCUGAUUACAGGUGAUAAGAUCGCAAUCAAGGUGCCGGAAGUGGGCUAUAUAGAGCGCUGGACUCCGGAAGACGCCUACAACCUCCAUUCGGAGGCAACGACGAUGCGGUCCUUCAGAGAGCGUUGUUCAGGAUUCCUGCUUCCAGAAGUUUACGCCUACUCGACGAAUCUCAACAACGAAAUCGGUGCGUCGUACAUCGUCAUGGAAGUAAUGGAAGGCGUACCUACUUGCGAUAUCUGGCGUGGCGCAUCCACCGAGGAUAUAGAUGAGCAAAACGUCGCCCAGAAUGGGUAUAACUUGCUCGAAUCGUUGGCAUAUUCUAUGGCUAGGCUGCGAAGCAUGCAGUGCCGCAAGACGGGCACAUUCUACUUCGAAACCGACGAUAACUUGGACAAGCCGAAGAUAGGUUCUAUCCACACUUGGCAAGAUCCGUCCGAUAUCAAUGACCAUAUAGACGAUAUUAGUAUCGCCCGCAAGAUCGUAACAUUUCCUGCUAGGCUCUCCGCCCAUGCAUAUUUUCGACCGGUGCUUGUUAAGAAAUGGGGCGACGACCUAGACGUCGAAAUGAAGGGUGCCUUGAAAGUCACACUCAAAGCGCUGGAAUGCGAACCAUUAGCCCGAUCAUCCAAACCGGAGACCACCGAAGAGACCUUCGUUUUACAACACCCUGAGUUCAACUUGCAGAACAUCAUCUGCGACCCGAAGACCGGGGAAGUCACAGGAAUCAUCGAUUAG
Molecule: messenger RNA, 966 nt
Organism: Mytilinidion resinicola
Lineage: Eukaryota; Fungi; Ascomycota; Dothideomycetes; Mytilinidiales; Mytilinidiaceae
Exons: 1
Coding region: 1-966 (321 amino acids)
Source: RefSeq, a predicted model, not a curated record